This is a messenger RNA of Colletotrichum chrysophilum, 855 nucleotides long. RefSeq lists its product as uncharacterized. The record is from RefSeq and is a predicted model, not a curated record. Lineage: Eukaryota; Fungi; Ascomycota; Sordariomycetes; Glomerellales; Glomerellaceae. The transcript has 3 exons. The coding region runs from base 1 to 855 and encodes 284 amino acids.
AUGCUGACCGAAAAGACCAAGCCCGAAUACGUCGACCUCGACGCCGAGUUUCACCCACUUCCCAAGCACGGCCACCUCUCCGCCAAACACCCGGUCUAUGCGGCCUCGGAAGCCGCGAUCGGCGCCAUGUACGCGCAAAUUCAAGCGCAGCCGGAUUUCGCGUCGGUGCGCAGAGUGGCCGGCGACGCGGACGCGCCGAUGCCCCGGGGCGGACCGGAUCGGUAUCGGGACGUGACCACGGAGCUGCUGUACUUCAAGGCCCGGGAUGGGGAGGAGAUCGAGCUCAAGGUGUACAAGUCGCCGAUUGUUCGGCCGAAUGCGGUUUUGAUGUAUCGCAUGCACGGAGGCGGAUGGUGCGUGGGACGUCACGAGGUUGACGGUGCUGAGAAUGUUUACGCCGCGACCAACAAGAACAUUGUCGUUGUCAGUGUAUGCUAUCGCAAGUAUGUUGCUGCCGUUGAUGGCGGUUCUCCUCAAGCUGAUUGGUAUAGGGCGCCGGAGGAUCCUUUCCCGUGUGGGCUGCACGAUAGCUAUGACGGCCUCUUGUGGGCCGCCGCCCUAGCAAUCGAAUGCAGAGACAACGGCAUCACGGGCGUCAUCGCCCAAGUCCUGCACUUCCCAAUCAUCUGCCAUCCCAAAUUCUUCCCAAGAGAAAAAUACGAGUAUGGCAGCUACAUCCAGAACAACGACAACCCGGUCAUCGGCGCUCUGGCAAUGGAAGGCGCCCUCGAUGCGUACCUGCCCAAGCCGAAGCCCGACCAUCGCCAUUCGCCCAUACUGGCAAAGUCUCUGAAGGACCUGCCUCGUGCGCGUGAGUCGAAAGAAUGUGGACAAGUCGUCGCCAUCACCAGCUAA